UCCUCGCGAUAUUUGGGGAGCCGGCCCGGUUGUCCCGAAAAGAGGCUAGGAAGCUGUGUCGCUAGUGCCCCGCACGUGUCUCCUCAGGCCGCGGAUCUCCGGCCGCUGGGUCGUCUUCUCCCGCGGCCUCCGCGGCCUGUGAGGAAUCGAGCGCCUGGCGGGGUGGGCGGGCUGUACGCCAUGGGCAAGGCCAGGUCGGCCGGGGCCAGAAGGAAGGCCCCCGCGGCCCAGGGCAAAGCGAAGCCUAACCCCAACCCCUUCGAGGUGAAAGUCAACCGGCAGAAAUUCCAGAUCCUGGGCAGGAAGACGCGCCACGACGUGGGGCUGCCCGGGGUGUCCCGCGCACGGGCCAUUAAGAAGCGUACCCAGACUUUGUUAAAGGAGUACAAAGAACGGGAUAAGUCCAAUGUGUUUACAGAUAAACGCUUUGCAGAAUACGAUAGCAACAUAAGCUCAGAGGAAAAGAUGGCGAAGAGGUUUGCUCUGGAACAACAGCGACAUCACGAGAAAAAAAACAUCUACAACCUAAAUGAAGAUGAAGAAUUAACACAUUAUGGCCAGUCUUUGGCAGAUAUUGAAAAGCUUAAUGACAUUGUCGAUAGUGACAGUGAUACAGAAGAAAGAGGGACAUUGUCAGCCGAGUUGACCGCUGCCCACUUUGGAGGGGGCAGGGGGCUCCUGCAUAAGAAGGCCGCUCCACAGCCAGGCGAGGAGGCCGAGCAGCCGAAGUCACGCAAGGAGCUGAUCGAAGAGCUCAUCGCCAGGUCAAAGCAGGAGAAGAGGGAGAGACAAGUUCAACGAGAGAGCGCCCUUGAGCUCACAGAGAAGCUAGACCAAGACUGGAAAGAAAUCCAGACGCUCUUGUCACGCAAAACACCCAAGUCGGAGAGCAGCGGCAGGAAGGAGACACCCCAGCCCGAUGCAUAUGACAUGACAGUCCGUGAGCUCGGCUUUGAGAUGAAGGCCCAGCCCUCUAACAGAAUGAAAACAGAAGAGGAGCUGGCAAAGGAGGAGCAAGAGCGGCUUAGAAAGCUGGAGGCUGAGAGACUCCGAAGGAUGCUGGGAAAGGAGGAGGAUGAAAGUGCCAAGAAACCAAAGCACAUGUCAGCGGAUGACCUGAACGAUGGCUUCACCCUCGAGAAGGAUGACAGGCGUCUCCUUUCUUACAGAGAUGGGAAGAUGAACCUAGAGGAAGAUGUCCAGGAAGAGGAAAGCAAGGAACCCAGUGAUGACGGGAGUGAAGACUCAAGCGGGGAGGAGCCAGAGGGGGGCUCGGAGGGCAGUGGUCCAGACGGCCACUCGGACCUGGAGUCUGACGUGGAGAGCGAGGAAGAAAAUGAGGGACCAGAGAAGAAGCAACCUCAGGCUCCUGGUAAAAGACUCCCAAGUGACGAUCAGAAAGCUGGAAGAGCUGCCAGGGCCGAGCUGCCCUACGUAUUUGCAGUUCCUGAAUCCUACGAGGAACUAAAAUCCUUACUAACAGGAAGAUCGAUGGAGGAGCAGCUUUUGGUGGUGGAGAGAAUUCAAAAAUGCAACCAUCCAAGUCUCUCAGUGGGGAACAAAGCGAAGUUAGAAAGACUGUUUGGUUUCCUGUUGGAAUAUGUGGGCGAUUUAGCCACAAGUGACCCACCAGACCUCAGAGUCAUUGAUAAGUUGGUUGUGCAGUUAUAUAAUCUUUGCCAGAUGUUUCCUGAAUCUGCAAGCAACUCCAUAAAAUUUGUCCUCAGAGACGCCAUGCACGAAAUGGAGGAAACGGUGGAAACCAGGGGCCGCGUGGCGUUUCCCGGCUUGGAUGUGCUCCUCUAUUUGAAACUCACGGGCAUGUUCUUUCCGACCUCGGACUUCCGGCACCCCGUCGCCACCCCUGCGCUGGUGUGCAUGAGCCAGCUGCUCACCAAGUGCCCCGUCCUGUCCCUUCAAGACGUGCUGAAAGGGCUGUUUGUGUGCUGCAUGUUCCUGGAGUACGUGUCCCUGUCGCAGAGAUUUGUACCUGAACUUAUCAAUUUUCUUCUUGGGAUUCUUUACAUGGCAACUCCAAACAAGCAAAGUCGUGGUUACACGCUGGUGCACCCCUUCCGAGCUCAUGGAAAGAACUCCCAGCUGCUCUGCGUGUCCGAUCGGGAGGACGUGGCCACUUGGCAGAGGAGAGGCCUCCCCCUCCCGCAGGUGAAUGGACUGAGAGCCCCGAGCAGGACGGAGGCGAACCACACCAGGCUGUCCUGCCUGGCGGUGGCCCUGGACCUGGUGAAGCACUGUGUGCGCCUGUACAGCGCCCUGCCGUCCUUCCCCGCCAUCGUGAGGCCCAUCCGAGCCCUGCUGACUGAGCCCUGGGCGGACGGCGGGUACCCCCGCGAGCUGGAGGAGCUGCGCCAGAGCAUACUGACGGCCAUAGACGAGCAGAAACACCUCUACCAGCCGUUGGUCUGUGAGAGGAGCAAACCGACGCCCCUGAAGCUCUUCACCCCCAGACUCGUGAAAGUCCUCGAGUUUGGAAGGAAACAAGGAAGCACUAAGGAGGAGCAAGAGAGGAGAAGGCUGAUCCACAAACAUAAGCACGAAUUUAAAGGGGCUGUUCGGGAGAUCCGCAAGGACAACCAGUUCCUGGCCAGGAUGCAGCUCUCGGAGAUCAGGGAGCGGGACACGGAAAGAAAGCGCCAGGUGAAGCAGCUCUUCAACAGCCUGGCCACGCAGGAAGGCGAGUGGAAAGCCCUGAAGAGGAAAAGGUUCAGAAAGUAGACUGUUCUGUGGACGAGCCCAGAAGAUGGUGCACACAGAGAGGAACUGGGGCUUGGGGUUGCCACUGCGGGUUCCUGAGCCUCAGCUCCCGUUUGGAGCCGAACUCCUCCCCCGAUGCCACAGAUGGACUCCGGGCCCUCCCAGAGAGCCGCGUGCGGGCGCCGGCCCAUGGCGUCUGCUUGACCAGAGCAGAUGGGACGUUUGCCUCGUGUAGAAUUCAGGACGUUCCUUCAUCUGUUCUAUAAAUUAUGUUUCCAAUUAAAAACAAAGCAGGUUUGCCAAA
Molecule: messenger RNA, 3019 nt
Organism: Choloepus didactylus (southern two-toed sloth)
Lineage: Eukaryota; Metazoa; Chordata; Mammalia; Pilosa; Megalonychidae
Gene: NOP14
Product: NOP14 nucleolar protein
Exons: 18
Coding region: 181-2736 (851 amino acids)
Biological process (GO): maturation of SSU-rRNA
Cellular component (GO): Noc4p-Nop14p complex; small-subunit processome; nucleolus
Source: RefSeq, a predicted model, not a curated record